Molecule: messenger RNA, 1026 nt
Organism: Arachis ipaensis
Lineage: Eukaryota; Viridiplantae; Streptophyta; Magnoliopsida; Fabales; Fabaceae
Source: RefSeq, a predicted model, not a curated record
AUGCGGGGUGAGUGGAAUGGUUUGCAAGCUUUGUUUCUUAAAGAUUCUCCACAAGCAUACUAUGUGCAUUAUUUUGCUCAUAGGUUACAAUUAGCAUUGGUGACAGCUUCAAGAGAGGUACUUCAAAUUCAUGAAUUUUUUACUCAAUUAAACUCUAUUGUCACUAUUGUUAGUGCUUCUUCAAAAAGACAUGAUCAAUUACAAGAAGCUCAAGCAAUUGAAAAUGCAAACUUGGUUGCUCAAAAUGAAUUAGAAACAGGCAAAGGUGUGAAUCAAAUAAGCACUUUACAAAGAGUUGUGGAUACUCGAUGGAGCUCUCACUUUAAUUCUAUUUGCAGUUUGGUAAAAAUGUUUACUGCUACCAAUAUUGUUCUCAAUAAUAUCAUUGAAGACAGGACAACUUAUGCACAAAGAGGUGAGGCUUAUGGUGUUAGUAAAAUAUUAUUGUCAUUUGAAUUUGUUUUCACUUUGCACUUGAUGAAAGAGAUUAUGGGAAUCACUAAUGUUCUUUGCCAAGCACUGCAACAACAAUCUCAAGAUAUUCUUAAUGCAAUGCAUAUUGUUUCUACAUCAAAGUUACUUCUUCAAAAAUUAAGAGAUGGUGGAUGGUGCAAUUUUCUUGCAAAUGUUAAAGAUUUUUGUGAAAAACAUGAAAUUGAAGUCAAUAUGUUUUUGGAAGAGGUCGAUCUCGUCAACCAACAUGAUAUACCAAAUCAUUUGAAAGGCAUUGGUACACUUUCUGAAUUGUGCAACAAGUUGCAAGAAACGGGAAAAUCAAGAACUUAUCACAUAGUUGAUAGAUUAAUACGUCUUGUUUUGACUCUACCAGUGUCUACAGCAACAACAGAAAGAGCUUUUUCAGCAAUGAAAAUUGUUAAGACAAGACUCCGAAGUAAGAUGGCUGAUGAAUUUCUUGCAGAUAAUUUGGUUAUCUAUAUAGAAAAAGAAUUAGCAGCUAUUUUUGACACAAAUUCAAUUAUAGAUGAUUUUGAAAAUAGAAAAAAACGUCGAAUAGCCUUUUCAUGA